CCGGCGCGAUCCGCCGCCGCACUCGGCCGCCUCCGGUCUGCGCGAGCCCCGCAGCUCCCCAGCGUUGGCAGGUAUGGCGGACGUGGAGCAGCAAGAAGGGAGCAUCCAGGUGCAGGGUCAGAACCUCUUCUUCCGGGAGAUGCUACCAGGUGGUGGGCAGGCCUCCCGUUUCUCUGUGCUGCUGCUGCAUGGGGUCCGCUUCUCCUCUGAGACCUGGCAGAACCUGGGCACACUGCACAAGCUGGCCCAGGCCGGCUACCGGGCUGUGGCCAUUGACCUGCCAGGCCUGGGGCACUCCAAGGAAGCAACAGCCCCUGCUCCUCUUGGGGAGCUCGCCCCUGGCAGCUUCCUGUCAUCUGUGGUGGAUGCCUUGAAGCUGGGCCCCCCGGUUGUGAUCAGCCCAUCGCUGAGUGGCAUGUACUCUCUGCCCUUCCUCACGGCCCCUGGCUCCCAGCUCCGGGGCUAUGUGCCUGUGGCCCCCAUCUGCACUGACAAAAUCAAAGCUGCCGACUAUGCCAGUGUGAAGACUCCCGCUCUGAUUGUAUACGGAGACCAGGACCCCAUGGGCCAGACCAGCUUUGAACACCUGAAGCAGCUGCCCAACCACCGGGUGCUGGUCAUGAAGGGGGCAGGGCACCCCUGUUACCUGGACAAGCCUGAAGAAUGGCAUGCUGCACUGCUGGACUUCCUGCAGGGCCUGGCAUGAGGCCCAGGCUGCUCGUGGGGGUGGGCCACAUGCCUGCCUUCGGCUCUCUCUGUCUCCUCCUCCAUGGGCCCUGACUCAUGCACACGCAACAGGUGUGUGUAUCAGCCUGUCUGUCUACCUGGGUUCUUGUCUGUUGGGGUCUGUCUUUCUCUUUUUCUCUUGCAGUGACAGUCUGAGGAGGUGAAACCAAGACAAAAGACCUCGGGAAUCAAGGGACAUAAUCUGGUGGAGGGUAAUCUAUUAGCUGAGCUUCUCCUGCAGGCUUUCCUGCUCAGCUUUCCUUCUUUCCUCUGCUCUGGCCAGCCUCCCCCUCCUGCAACCUCUUUCCACUGCCCUGUAGGCCAGUCACCCCCACCUCCCCACCAGGGCUUGGGUUACAGAUAUAUACAUGCCCACAUGCAUGCUUAUACAUUUAGAGCCAUCCAUGUUCCCAAAUAUGACACUUCACUUGGGAACAACCACACAGUUCUGGACGGACUUGCACAUUCCCAUGUGCAGCUGUGCGUGCAUGCAUGCACACAUGUGCCUCCACACAAACACAUGUACAGGCACUAGCUCCCAACAGUUGAGCACCCUGCUGUCUGGGAUGGUGGGGAGCCCAGGGUCAGCCCUUGCAGGAGACCCUCUGCCAGGCUUGGGGUGUAACCAGCCCUGGACUCCACUCACCCACAGGAUGCUUUGGCCCCAGCCCAAAAUUGCCCCCCUAAAGGAGAGGGCCCCCCUAGCUCCCCUGCUUUCCCCCUUCCUUCUGGGUGCUCCCUGUUCCCCUGGUAUAGCAGCCAGACUUGUUUCCUGCUCUGAGGUUUGAGGGGCGGGGAGACUGAGUGGAGGUCGGUGAAAUAAAGUGAUGCAAUUAGA
Molecule: messenger RNA, 1564 nt
Organism: Loxodonta africana (African savanna elephant)
Lineage: Eukaryota; Metazoa; Chordata; Mammalia; Proboscidea; Elephantidae
Gene: ABHD14B
Product: abhydrolase domain containing 14B
Exons: 4
Coding region: 74-706 (210 amino acids)
Biological process (GO): positive regulation of transcription by RNA polymerase II
Cellular component (GO): cytoplasm
Molecular function (GO): hydrolase activity
Source: RefSeq, a predicted model, not a curated record